AACAAGAAUAAAGAAUUCGUUUAAACCGUUUGUUUUGCACUGUAUUAUAAAAUAAUGUACUGUAACAACAUAAUUGUUUUAUUUAUUUAAGAAAUUAAAUUUUCUUUAAAUUAGACCAAGAACACAUUCACUCGCGAAAUCAAAGUUUUUGGAAAUACAAUAAUAAUUAUUUACGACUGGAAAGCCUAAUUGCGAAACAGAAGACGAAAAGUGAAUAACAAAAACGUAACGUCGCAAACAAAACAUAACCUCAUCAUUGUGGAAAAAGCGGGCAAAGCAAACGUCAAACAUUAGCAUUAGUGUCAGCACCUUCCUUUGCCUUUGUUGUAGGAAGUGUAUCAGAUAGAUAAUUUGGGAAUUAAUAAGCGGUUGCUGAGCAAAACUUGCGAAAAUUUCACCAAAAAGGAAGCAAAGUUUUCAUCAUAUAAGAAUGGAAGUGGAUGAUGCAUCUAGCCUGACAAGAGAUGCGCUAUACGCUGAACGGGCAGAGUCUCCCCGCUGGUUAGCAGAGAACGGUAGUUCUCGUACAACCAGUCACAUAGAGCAACGUAAUGGUUCAAAGCCUGUUGAGAAAAGCGAAAACGUGGAGGAUUCCUUUGAGAUAGAAUCACAGCCCGAAGAAGAAAAUAUGGAAAUACAUUCCGAUGAUAAAAACGAGGAUGAUACACCUUAUUUGGAGUCGGCAUUAAAGUUAGAAGUAUCCAGUACAGAGGAUGAAGAUAGUCGUGACACUGGCUCCGCAGAGCGUCAACAAUCAAUAUUAAAUACUCAAAAUAGAGAUAUGAAAAUUAAUGCAAUUAAUAUGUCACUCAAACGAAAACGCUACGAAAUACACCAUUCAGAUUCAAAAGAAUGUUUGUUAGGAUUUGAUGAGCAAAGUGGAGAACCAAAGGUUAUAAAGGCGGAUUUAGAAACACUAAUGAAAGUUACGAUUGUUCAACAUGAAAAUAAAGAAAGUCCAAAUUCAAUUGCCCAAACCAGCAAAAAAGUGAAGCAAAAAACAAAUGCUUCUCCAUCACGAACUUCACCUGGAUUACAAGUAUCUUCGAAAGAUUCGUCAUUGGUAAAGGUGUUUGAGGAAAAACAAGUUAAAAAAGAAGAAAAGUGUCCAGAAGAGCAAUCGGAGCAUAUAGUGGCUGAUAAUGAAGAAACUGAAAGCCACAUUACGAAAAAUAUCAAUGUGGUAACAAGUUCCGCAACUCCAAGUGGAAUAGGUGUGACCAAAAAGCCAUUGUCAGCUCAAAAUGAUUUUUAUAAAAAGCCUUUUGAUUAUGGUUGGAAACGUGAAUUAGUAUGGCGUGCAAAUAUAGAAUCAAGUAAAGAUAAAGCUGAUGUGUACUUUAUAUCGCCUGGUGGUAAAAAAUUGCGAACAAGGAGUGAUAUUUUGCCUUUACUCGAGGGUGAUCUAACUAUAGAUCAUUUCAGUUUUGCUCGAGAGCCUCUUGGUGUUGGGUCGGAUUUCGAGACUGUGCGCAGUGCAAAGCCGUCUUCACGAGUUUCAGCAGCGGCUGCUACAAUCGCUGCAGCACCAACUCCUAAUAUUGGUAAACGAAUUUCUAAACCUAAAGGUCCCAAGGGGGCAAGUCCGCCUCCACAAGGAUGGACACCAACGCGAGCGCUUAAAGUGAAUAAUGCUUUGCUCAGUGGUACUGCCUCGAGUAGAUAUAUCACUAACUCGACUCCUGGUACACCUCCAAGUAGCCGGCAAGCCAGUUCCAGUAGUGGAACAAGUCAUAAAAGCAGUAAAUUAAAAAAGGGAUCUAUCACUACAAAUGUGACUGCAACAUAUCAGUCAAAUGCAGCAUCAGUAAAUAAUAUUAAAUCCACUGCAAUACUUGAACCAUGCACAAUCAAAUGCUCACGAGCAACUGGACAUAUUCCGCAACUGAAAUGUGUAAAAUGCCUCUGUCUAUUUCAUCAUGAGUGUGUCGGAUUAAACCGUUCAAAUAGUGAAUAUCGUAUUACUGGAGAGGGCAUUUCCCAAACGAAGGGACGUGAAUAUAUUUGCGAGGCUUGUACAUCUGUUCCAGAGAUAUCAACAAAAGUGGUAACACGUAAACCAACAAACGCUCGCCCCACACGUCCUGAAAAUAAGUAUCCUCAAACAAUUGCCGUAGUAAAAGGAAAAAAGUAUGUGAUGGUUGCCAAACCAAUUGCUCCCACAACUGAACAUGUCAACGAUAUCGAAAAUGAUCUGAAACAAAUUAAUGAAAGCAUCCGAAAUAAUCGAAAAACAUCCACAGUUUCAUUAGAUGCGCCUAUUCAAACUCUCGUUAUUUCACCCACCCAAACUACAACAGAUCAAUCAAACAAAGCGUUUGCGACAAAUUUUUUUGCAAAUGUAUCUUUUGCUUAUGACGCAUUACUUUGCAUUCUUAAGUAUUUGAAAAUUCACGAACGUCCACGCGCAGCUUCAGUGUGUAAACUGUGGAAUCUUGCUGCAAAGGAUACAUCUUUAUGGCAAACAGUUCGCAUGAAAAACUCCAGAGUGAGUAGCUGGGCGGGAUUUGCUGCUGCAUUACGCCGAGGCGAAACCAGGCAUUUGGACCUUAGAAAAAUGUUGGUAUCUAGUACGCGCGGUGAAGAAAUGUGGCAAGAAUUUUCUGAACAUAUUGGAACUGUCUUUUCAUUAGAAAUUAUCGAUUUAUGUCGUUGCUCAGCCCGUAUUGUUGAAGGUUUAUUUCAAAGCAACAAAAACCUACGCAUUUUAAAUGCUGUUGUCAUUAAUGAUGAUUCUAUAAAUCUUGAACACCUUGGAAUGCUAACUAGACUUGAAGAGCUGCGUCUCCGCACAUGUGAACCAGGUGUAAUUACAGGCAACUUGCAAUCCCUACAAUCAUUAAAAAAACUCAACCAGUUGUCUUUAACUGCCGUACGCGAGUUGGGUGCUAAAGGGGUCGAAGGUCUUAGUGAACUUGUGAAUUUACGUUCUUUGGAAUUAGGUGAAUGCGGCGACUUUGAUUCAACAUUCGCAAAGGUUGUACUUCCGAAAUUAAAAAAUCUGCGCCGCUUACGUCUUGAAAAUGGACAAGAGACAAGCUGUUGUACACUGGAAAUAUUAGACGUCGUCGCACAACUAAAGGAACUUGCACAACUUGAACUUGUCAACUUCGACAUUAAAGCUGGAUUUGAUGAAAAAUUACAACUUUGUACCAACCUUCGGAAGUUACUUAUCAUUCCGACAUAUAUAUCACAAUCAGCGACCACGAAUCACAUUGUUUUGAAUGCUGUCCAACAAGUGGCUUCCACAUUGAAAGUAUUUACGUGGGGUGUGACGGUUGAACUGUUGCGCGUCACUGCUUUGUAUGUGGAUCAGUGCGAAGAAUCAACUAAAAAAGAGAAACAUCACUUUGAUGAAUGUAUUCCGGUACUGAAACCAGUGCCAGGCGCACCUACCGCUGACGAUGAAGAUGAUGAAGAAAUGGAAAAGCCAAAAGAGGAGUCAGUGCCAAGCGAUGUACCCCAAAUUGAAAUAUUGCCGUUAGACAAGGUGGAAUUCAUUCUAGCAGACAAUUUACCGAAAACUAAAUUCACAAUCGUAAAAGUACCGUAUCAUGCAACAUGUAAACAACAACUUGUUGAAUGAGCGCUUAACGAACAAAAGAAAAAGGACGUUCUAAACUUUUAUACGAUUUAAAAUAAGAUUGAGUCUUGUACUUCCGAACAUCUGUAUCUAUAUUCUUCUUUCACAGCAUAUUAAAAAGUUCGAACUGUAAAGCCAAUUCAUAAUAUUCGCGUAUACAGAAUAUGCAAAGUUAAUUCUUUUUUUUAUUUCAUUUCAGUUUUAAUUUGAAAGAGAGUUGUUAAUAUUUGGAAGAAGAAAUAUUUAUAUUGACUUUAAAAUGAACUGCGUAUACUAUAUUUAAGUUUGUGCUGCACUUAGCAAUGAAAUCUAGCUUGAAAUUCCCACACACUACAUUCACAUACAUACAUACUUACGUUUGCAGAUUUAAGCUGCUAAUGUUAUUGUAGCUAAGCAAGCUCAUCAGAAUUAAUAUAAUUAUUAGCAUUAAUAACUUUAAAAAUGAAGUUUUUAAUAUAAAUAUAUAAUAAUAUGAGUUGCAGAUUUACAAUCGCAAUAAAUUGUAGACGUAAUCACAAA
Messenger RNA from Bactrocera latifrons, 4102 nucleotides. RefSeq lists its product as uncharacterized. The transcript is spliced from 6 exons. The record is from RefSeq and is a predicted model, not a curated record. Gene Ontology annotation, molecular function: protein binding; DNA binding. The coding region runs from base 431 to 3586 and encodes 1051 amino acids. Lineage: Eukaryota; Metazoa; Arthropoda; Insecta; Diptera; Tephritidae.